This is a messenger RNA of Paramuricea clavata, 3955 nucleotides long. The record is from the annotation of a GenBank genome assembly. Lineage: Eukaryota; Metazoa; Cnidaria; Anthozoa; Malacalcyonacea; Plexauridae.
AUGCAUGUAUUUUCACGUGCUAAUGGGUAUAACUCCCAGUUUCACCUGCAUAAUGUUGGCUACAAAUUAUAACAACUUAAGUAACCUAAUAAUUAGUAGAAAUAAUUAAUAGGUUAAUACAGUCAUAGUUUGGAAAAUUAAAUUAGCGCGCGACUUUAAUUUGCUGUAUGGUGCACCAAGAUCAGUAAGUAACUAUUUAUUUUUUGUGCAGACGGUAUGCCAAGACGUCUUCUAAUUUUGAGGAUGAUCAUAUGAAAAAAGGCAUAGAUGAAAAAGCAGAGGUAAGUUAAGCUUGUAACAAUAUUCCAUGCUGGUGAGAUAGAAAAAAACGAAUAAUGAUAUUAGCAUUCCCUGAUCACAAUUAUAUAAUUGAAGCACAGUUGUGAUAACCUUUUGCCGGUGUUUCAAAAUACAUAGUCAUUAUUGAUAGACCUGCAGUGAAAGAGAUUCGGUGAAAUAUUUCCAGAAGUGAUUAUUGCCGAUGCCGGAAAUAUUUACCAAUUUCUCAAAAAAGACAAAAUACUCUAAAAAUUGUCGAUCGAAGAUUCAAAAUCAGUGUUGUAACAAGUCGAGUUAUCGGACACGAGUCGCUAUUUUCAUGUUAUUAAUUGACUAAAGUAAUGACUGACUGCGAGCCAGGGUACUGAACCAUUACAGAAAGUGUGGGGUGGACUUAACCAAAUUCUCAGACUCAACUCAAGUUUAGUUAUUGAUUCGACUCAUCUUGAACAAUGCAUUGACUUGAACCGAAUUCAAUUCAACUCGUAACUCGACCUUGGCGUUUGACCGACGACCUUUAACUAACUAAACUAACUACUUUUUUGCCUCCCCCCCCCCCCCCCCCCACCGCAGGUCAAAGUCGAUCCUUUUCUAUAAAAAUUAAGCAAAACAUUGGAAGAAAAAUGGAAUUUAGAAGGGAGGUUUGAAUAUUAAUAACAUGUCGUGCCUUGACUUUUGUCUCCAAAUGAUUCAAUGUCGUUUAAAAAUGCUAAACUUUGUAUUGUAUAUGCCUUACGUAAUAUCCCAGACCUUAUAGAUUUGAGUUGUUGGAAGGCUAGCCGGCUAGGUUAAAAAAGUUAGUGACCGAGUCAGUGCUUCCAUUUCCAAAAUCAAAAUUUCCCAUUUUUGUCAUCAAAUUUUCUCUAAAUUCCUUAGAUUGAAUACGUUAUUUCCUUGAAAUUUCCUUGAAAUUUUAUUAAGCAGUUUGCAGUGAUUUUGUAGCAAUACAAAGGAUUUAAUUAAUUUUAAAGGCCAAAAAUAGGACAAUUAACACAGAUGUGGGCUAGCUAAAAAUCACAGGCUAUUAUACAAUUUAAAUAUUAAAUAUUUGUUAUGAAUUUACAACAUAUACAUUUCCACUGAUAUAAUUAAUUAACUAUUCAAAGUGUUUGGCGCCAAAAGUUACUAAAUCCCAUCGCUCAAAAACUUUCGUAUGUUUUCGGAGACAUGAAGAAAAAGUUAUAAACAGAUUUUUAAUUAAACGUAAUUGACAAUUCACUCAAUAAUAAAAAAAAAUGGUGAAACCUUCUUCUGCACCAAUGCACUUGGAUGAAUAUCUAAGUUUUUCGGAAAAAUCCUCAGAUUUCCUUAGAUUUUUUCUCUUCCUUAGAUUUUCCUUUUCGACCAUAGAAUUUCCUUAGAAAAGGAAAUUUCCUUGAAAAUGGAAGCACUGGACCGAGUUGUGGUAUUUACAUAAACAUGCAUAUAGCCUACCAUGAAGAUUCAGUCUAUCUACAGUAUAAUGUAUUAAUUUAAAACGCUGUAUAUCCAAACGUUUGUUUCAGAAAACGUGCUAGGAGUGGGAAAAUACAAAACGUUUCUGGUUUUUAGUGGGGGUGUUGGAUUCUACAUAAGUAAUACUGUUAACUCGUGUAGUAUUAAUUACAACUGCAUGGUAUUGGUUGGUUGGGUCGACGAAAAAACAAUACAAACAUAAUAGGAUUGUUUUGGGUGCAUGUAUUUUAUACGUCUUUUAACGUAAACUACUAUAUAGUCUGCAACAUUUUGGGAAACGAUAUUGUUUACAGUUCGAAAACUCUUAUCAGUUAUCAAAACUUCGCGUGUAUUUUUCCUUACUAUCAUGGCUGUUUUACUGCCUGGCAAAAUAUUUCCAUAGCUCACGAGCUAUAUAUUGUAAAAAACUUUUUACUGGGUUGUUUGCAAAAAGUAAACAAAAAAUGCUCAUAUUCAUGUUUACGCUCUUUAUUUCUAGACUAUAUUUUACCUAUACACUAAUACAUCGGUAAAGUCUGCAUCCAUAAAGAGAUGUGAUGAAGAUAAAACAACGAAAAUGACCAAAACAAAAUUUCCAAAGGAUGAAAUAGGUUAUUUAUGGGAAGCAAGAAUUAGUUCCACUUCCACUGCUGACAUUCAGUACUACUACACGUUAGAACGAAAGUACAACAGUUCUACAUUAAGUGAUAAUACACUUCGAUGUACUGAACCAAGAUCAACCAAUUACGAUAGUUUUCAUGAAAAAAAUUAUUCUUGUCCCUUCUCAGAACGGGCGACUAUCUGCUACAGCAAGUGGUUUUUUGAAACGGUCAAUGAACUACAGAACUUCGAUGCAUAUCUAACUGCGAUAAAGAGAAUGAAUUUUAACUUUCAACAGCUAGAUUCGAAAGUUUUAAAAACGUUUGUGAGUUGGAUUUUUGAGCAAGAGACGAAGGACAAUAUUCCAAAAUGUCUGUAUUUGGGAGCUCUCCUAGCUCUGGUAGAUAAGAACAACGCUUUCGAUUGGCAGAGAAAGUCUGACGAGCAUUUAUGUAAGCGGUUUGCUGACCAUUUCCUUGACGUCCUACGAACGCAAGAGGCAAUUUUUCUAUUGAACGACAGAAAAACCCUAGUAAACUCUCUGAUACGUCUCGCCCCCAAAUUGGUGAACGCCAGCAGCUUCCCUAGAUGGAUUUCGUAUGUCACAUCAUUUUACCCUUACUUUGGCGUGAAGCAGAUAUUAUCGGAAAGUUUUACAUUUAAAAAGGGCCCGGAAUAUUCGCAAGAAAAAUAUGUUGAGUUAGUAGACUGGUUAACCCAACAUAUGACCCGUGAUCAUGCGAAGGAUUUGCAAGAGAAGUUUCUUCAAAUACUCGAAAGAAUCUUGUUCGAAGCACCUGACAUGGACGCUGUUGUUUCUUUGUACAAUAAUAGCGCGUUCUUGAACUUGUUCCUUAAAGGAAAAGAACAAACUGAGGUAUUUGGAAAAGUGUUUAUAAAGAAGGCCAAAGAUAUCUUAAUAGAUAACAAGGGACGCCUUUCUAAAGCGCUAACAGAGAUUCCAAAAAUACCUGAUAAAUUGCAGAAGCAGUCAAUCAAAGCCAUACUUCUAGAUUUCAUUGAGCUUCCCUCAUCCGAUUCUUCCGAUCGUGACAAGGAGAACAAUUCUUCUGAUUUCUGCAAUGAAAUGUCUCGUGAGAAUCGUCUGUCUCUUGGAGAAAUUACAUCUGUCAUCCAUGCUUUGGUGACGUCCAAUCAACUUCAUUGUCAUGGUAUAUUUUUACAUCUAUUGACUAGCAAUUUUUAUGAAAUGUGGUGGGAAAAGUUGGGUAAAGAUCAACAUGUCUCUAUUUUAUCCAAAUGGAUAGCAGUGGAUCUUGCUGACCACCCAAGUAAAGCAUUACAAUGUCAGCCUCGUGAUGUAUUCGAACGAGCGGCAGAAUUGGAAAGGUUGAACAUUUUCAGCGUUGGUUUAAUCGAAGAAGCAUGCUUUAAAGGAUUCGAGAGAAAAAAUAAAGAUGCAAAUAACUUUACACUUGCUUCAAUGCUCGAAGCCUUGGCCACGAUUGAAGGGCUAUCCCAGCCCCUCCAAGAAUGUUACAAGAAACUAUUUGGCUCUAUGCUCAAAAAGUCGUCAGCAGUUAAGGAGGAUAUUAUUUAUUGUAGCAAAAAGAAGAGUUGGUGCACCGAUAUCCCGCAGAAAAUUUCAAGGUGGGCAUUAAUUUUUAACCACGAGCAUUAA